Molecule: messenger RNA, 792 nt
Organism: Trichogramma pretiosum
Lineage: Eukaryota; Metazoa; Arthropoda; Insecta; Hymenoptera; Trichogrammatidae
Product: 60S ribosomal protein L10-like
Exons: 4
Coding region: 83-739 (218 amino acids)
Biological process (GO): ribosomal large subunit assembly; translation
Cellular component (GO): ribosome; cytosolic large ribosomal subunit
Molecular function (GO): structural constituent of ribosome
Source: RefSeq, a predicted model, not a curated record
GCUAAAAGCGUGAUAUCAACUUUGCACUUCGCAAAGCUUUCUGUACUGAGUAACCUCAAAGAGGUAUUCGCAGACGAUCAAAAUGGGUCGGCGACCAGCGAGGUGUUAUCGUUACUGCAAAAACAAGCCCUACCCAAAAUCACGUUUCUGUCGUGGUGUGCCAGAUCCUAAGAUCCGCAUCUUCGACUUGGGCAAGAAAAAGGCCUCCGUAGAGGAUUUCCCACUAUGUGUACAUUUAGUGUCAGAUGAGUAUGAACAGCUCAGUUCGGAAGCUCUGGAAGCUGGACGUAUUUGCUGCAACAAAUACCUUGUCAAGAACUCUGGUAAAGACCAGUUCCACAUUAGAAUGAGGGUACAUCCUUUCCAUGUUAUCCGCAUCAACAAAAUGUUGUCAUGCGCUGGAGCUGAUAGGCUUCAAACUGGAAUGAGAGGUGCUUUCGGUAAGCCACAAGGUACCGUUGCUCGUGUCCACAUUGGACAACCAAUCAUGUCAGUCAGAUCCACUGACAGACAUAAGGCGUCAGUCAUUGAAGCUCUGCGUCGUGCCAAGUUCAAGUUCCCAGGUCGCCAAAAGAUCUAUGUCUCCAAGAAGUGGGGUUUCACUCGUUACAAUCGUGCUGAAUACGAAGCUCUCAAGGCCGCUGGACGAAUGGCCCUUGAUGGGUGCAAUGUUAAAUACUUGCCAGAACACGGACCUCUGGCCGCAUGGAAAAAACACAGGGAAACUCUUGCUAAUUAAAUAAGUUCAAUUUAUUGCAAAAUAAGUUUAAUACAAAAAACAUCAAAACUACA